This is a messenger RNA of Cornus florida, 2372 nucleotides long. RefSeq names its product cyclin-dependent kinase D-3. NCBI's taxonomy places the organism in Eukaryota, Viridiplantae, Streptophyta, Magnoliopsida, Cornales, Cornaceae. Gene Ontology annotation, cellular component: nucleus; cytoplasm; transcription factor TFIIH holo complex. The transcript has 8 exons. The record is from RefSeq and is a predicted model, not a curated record. The coding region runs from base 639 to 1904 and encodes 421 amino acids. Gene Ontology annotation, molecular function: ATP binding; cyclin-dependent protein serine/threonine kinase activity; RNA polymerase II CTD heptapeptide repeat kinase activity. Gene Ontology annotation, biological process: protein phosphorylation; positive regulation of transcription by RNA polymerase II.
AAAUGCAAAAAAAUGAAAGAAAAUGAAAAAAAAUUUCGUUUUGCUAUCCCAUUGGAGCGUUACUCGCCCACUUGCUAUCCUAUUCUCUCUCUCGCUCCUCUGAAACCCUAAUUUACAGUUCUUUGUAUUACUCAAUGUCAACCAAUCGAAACCUGCCAGAAUAGCUGGUUACAAUUCGAAGCAAAAUUAGUUUCAGAUAUAAAAAGUAAGCAAGAUCAAAAUAUCCCAUAUAUAUAUAUAUAUAUAUAUAUAUAAAAUAACCAAGAUCAAAACCUACCCAAACAUUUGUUCUAACUUCUAACCCUUGUUUACCUAUUCCCAGACAUGACCAAAUCCAAAAACUGGAUGGUGAAUAGGAUAGCAAAUUUUUGUUGGCUUUGUAAUUGAUCAAUCAGACUGAAAAAAGACGACCUAGACAAGAUCACCGCUUAAGAACAGAAGCUAUUCCCUUUCCAACCCUAGCCCUAGUUUCCGCAAACAGAUAAAAAAUUUCCACCCAAAUCAUAAGCUCGAGGAAGGAGGUUUUGGUCGGUACGGUCCGGUCCGGUCCGGUCCUGGCAUAUUUGAACUGUAAAUAUGAGUUGAUCGUGAAAUCGAACCCAUCCGAAAUAACUUUGAUACAUACAUCAACGACAACAAUGUCCGAAGCUCUCCGCAAUCAUUUACUGACCAAGAAAGUCGCGGAUCGCUACCUAAAGCGCGAAGUCCUCGGCGAAGGUACCUAUGGAGUCGUAUACAAAGCCAUUGAUACCAAGACUGGACAGACAGUUGCAAUCAAGAAAAUUCGUCUUGGAAAGCAGAAGGAAGGGGUGAAUUUCACUGCUCUCAGAGAAAUUAAAUUGCUGAAAGAGCUCAAGGAUCCAAAUAUAAUUGAAUUGAUUGAUGCCUUCCCUCAUAAGGGGAACUUACAUCUUGUAUUUGAGUUCAUGGAGACUGAUCUGGAGGCUGUUAUUCGUGAUAGAAAUAUCGUUCUUUCACCAGCUGAUAUAAAGUCAUACCUUCAGAUGACAUUAAAAGGACUUGCUUUUUGCCACAAGAAAUGGGUCUUGCAUAGGGAUAUGAAACCGAACAACUUGUUAAUAGGAUCCAAUGGACAGCUUAAACUUGCAGACUUUGGUUUAGCACGUAUAUUUGGGAGCCCAGAUCGAAGGUUCACUCACCAGGUCUUUGCUAGAUGGUAUAGAGCACCUGAGCUGUUGUUUGGGGCCAAGCAAUAUGGUCCUGGGGUGGAUGUUUGGGCUGCUGCUUGUAUUUUUGCUGAACUUCUCCUACGGCGUCCCUUUCUGCAGGGUAAUAGUGACAUUGACCAAUUGGGAAAGAUCUUUGGGGCUUUUGGGACUCCAAAGCCCUCUCAGUGGCCUGAUAUGAUUUACCUUCCUGAUUAUGUUGAAUACCAGUGUGUUGCUGGGCAGUCUCUUCGCACAUUGUUUCCCAUGGCUAGUGAUGAUGCUUUAGAUCUGUUAUCAAAGAUGUUCACGUAUGACCCAAAAGCUAGAAUUUCAGUGCAGCAGGCAUUAGAGCACAGGUACUUCUCAUCUGUUCCUCCGCCAACAGAAUCAGCUUUGCUCCCUAGACCUCCCCCCAAAAAAGAGUCGUCCAAUUCUAGAAUUUCAGAUUUCAAUAAACAAGAAGGUCCUACCGUAUUGUCUCCUCCAAGAAAGUCCAGGAGGGUAAUGCCACAUCGCGAGGGAUUCGAAGGAAAUGAGCACCAAGUUGAUAAGAUUGACUAUCAUGCAAAUGAAAACAGACAAGCAGUUGGUGAGAAGAGUGAACUUGUACCUAUGUCAGUAGAUCUUUCUAUAUUUGGAUCGAGACCUCCACCUAGACCAACAAUUAACAGCGCUGACAGAUCACAUCUAAAGAGGAAAUUGGAUCUGGAAUUCCAACACCCUGAAGAGGAUUAAUCUUUAUACUCCCAUUCAUGGAUUUGGUUGUUUGUCCAAGGGACAUUCCACUUUAUGAGGGGAAUGCAGUCCUCAGUGGAAGUAGGUUAUCACUAUGUCAGACCCAAUCCACUGGCCCAAGAAGUACUAUAAACACUGGGAAGUUAACCCUUUUCUAAUGUUUCCCCGGGAAUGUGUUCGCCCACGGAAAGACAAAAUUUUGGAGAAGUUCCAUAUCGCAACUACUUAUGCUUGAGAAUAGUUGAUUCAUGGUUUGUUGGUAUCAUACUUAAAAUAAAAAAUAAAAAAUAAAGAAAAUGAUUUGUUGGACAUUCAACUGUGCAUGUUAUUCAGGUCAGUCGAGAUGGAGAGCCGAGAGUGUUGUAGCAAAGGCUGUUAUUAUAUUAUUAAACAAGUUUUUUCUGAGAAAUGUGAGGCACUUGACAUGGUUUUUAUUUAUCUUUAUUUUUUUGUUCAUUUUCCUAGCUA